Molecule: messenger RNA, 1118 nt
Organism: Cantharellus anzutake
Lineage: Eukaryota; Fungi; Basidiomycota; Agaricomycetes; Cantharellales; Hydnaceae
Exons: 4
Coding region: 192-944 (250 amino acids)
Source: RefSeq, a predicted model, not a curated record
AUAACUAUCAACAACGAAGACCAUGUCAAAAAUCGCUUGCAAAAUACUCAAGGGGGCGUAGUAAACACAAAAGGGUACUUGAAUAUAGGUUGUCUUGAUUUGGCAGUGGUUAGCACAGUACUGCCUUAUAUGUCGUGUUCGGCUCAACUCUCCUCUCUGCCCACAACACCCUCUGCGAUUGCUGAUACACGAUGUUUGAUCGAGUUAAGUUUUCUAACAGAGGACCCUCUCCUGCGCCUCCCGGUGGCCCUUCGCGACCCUCGACCUCUGUUCCCAGCCUUCAGAUCACUACUUCUCCAACUGAAAGCGAUGCAAUAACUAGCACAGAUUGCGGCGGAUCUGAUAGACCCCGUCUUGAGCAUCUUACUACUACUGGCGGUAAUUCUCGAGGCCGGAAGCAGCGGUGGUCUGUUCGGCACACUAUAGCUAAACUGUUGAGCAGAAGUCCCAGCCCCGAUCCCACUCAUAUCGACCAACCGAACCCCUCCGAUCCCAGACAAUCUGACCCCUCGGCGCCCGAUCUGCCAUCCCCGACCGUCCCUGCUGGUGACGGAAAGAAAACAAUCAUCGCCGCCACAAGGCUCGUCCUCCAAACUGCCGCCUCUGCCCUUAAGUUCGUCCCUAUUCCAAACCUCGAUCAGAUACCAAGUAUACUUCUAACAUGGCUCCAAGUUUACGAGACGAUCGACAACAAUGACGAGAAUCUCAAGGGAUUAGACGAUGAAGUUCGAAACGCCCAGGAAACAAUCUUUAGGCCUCUCCAGUUGUGGACUGGCCAAGUUCCUCUCGAAAUAAGUGACCUGAUUCAUCGAUUUAACUUGUAUGUGCAUUCAAUUCAUCGCCCAAAUCUUAACCCUCGGUCACAGAGCCCUAGAACAACAAUUAAAGCAAAUCGAGGCACUCAAACGUCAAAAGCUUGCCAAGAGGGUAAUUUUAGCGACUGAGAUAACCCAGGAAAUAAGCGCUGUGAAGUCCUGUAUCUGUGAUGCUGUCUCCCGCUUUACGGUUCGUUUUGUUGGUGUUCAGACUGCCCGAUGACUUGCCUGAGUUUACUCCAUAGACCACUGCAACAACUCUGAAUCUCCUCCACACAAUUCAAUCAUCGGUGGACCGCGAAC